This is a messenger RNA of Oncorhynchus keta (chum salmon), 6445 nucleotides long. Its product is annotated as progestin and adipoQ receptor family member 3-like. The coding region runs from base 3009 to 3956 and encodes 315 amino acids. Gene Ontology annotation, molecular function: signaling receptor activity. Gene Ontology annotation, cellular component: membrane. The record is from RefSeq and is a predicted model, not a curated record. NCBI's taxonomy places the organism in Eukaryota, Metazoa, Chordata, Actinopteri, Salmoniformes, Salmonidae. The transcript is spliced from 7 exons.
GGCACGACUUGCGCAGCCAUGUCCAUUGUGUAAUUUUAGAACUCUGUUUUUUUGUUUUGUGCUCAUGUAUUUUCUAGCAUGAGCUGCUGGGCUAGCCAUCUGCUUAAGAUAUUGUAUUAAUAGCUUGCUAAAUCACAAAGUACGGUGUAUUGUAGCUAGAUGACACUACGUAGACAUCGAUAGCAUGCAGCAAAAGGUAAUUUUCUCUCUGCGAGAUCAAUUCCGCAUGCUAGCAUGUCCGGCUAAAUUUCAAGUUGGAAUGCAUAUAUUUUGAUCAAUCGCCUUGCUCUGAUUUAUUCCAAUAAAUGAUCUAUUACCAAAAGCAUGUUCACUUGCCAAUUUUAUUAGUCAUAGGUUCAGAUCCUCUAUUAGUCUUUCCUAAAAAAAGCGAUCUAACGUUAUGCUUGCCAGAAUAUACUGACCCCUACCAUUAUGCUUGUUUACACUGAGCUGCACCGGGGUCGGAACGCAAUCAUGGUUACAUUAAAAGACUAUGUAUUCUUGAUCUGUCAAUGCCAUCAGGAGGCUCCAUGUGGAGGUUAUGAUGCAAAAUUGCAGAGCCUCUGGGGGCUUGAAAAGGCCAAAUCUAGCUCCAUAUUGCAAUACAUAGGGCUCAACAGCUCCACAUAGCCAGUGCUUAAUAUUGUCAGGAGCUAAGUAGGGAAAGGGGGGAUACCUAGUAAGUUGUCCAACUGAACGUAUCUUCCACAUUUAACCCAGAGAGCUACAGGGGGCUGCCUUAAUCAAUGUCUUCAGCACCUGAGGAACAUUGAUUAAACCGCUUAGUUCAGAAUGACAGAUUUUUACCUUGUCAGCUCAAGGAUUCAAUCCAACAACCUUCCAGUUCCUGGCCCAACGCUCUAACCACUAGGCUACCCACUAGUACCGGCAACUCACAUUUUCUACUGCUUGAGCUCCUGUUCCUCUUACAGAAUAUUAGCUCAAAAGAUUGUAGAGCUGCUGCACGUAAAUAUAAACCGUACCGGCACCAAAAUUGAGUACCGGCACCUAUUUCAGUCCAAGUCAAGCACUGCAUAUAGCUCCACAAUGACAUGAUUGGUUGAUGGUAGGUGGGGGUGCAGUUCAUCCUGUAUAAACACAAACUCGCUUACUUCACAAAAAAACAUUGGAGAACUUUGACGAAAGACUAUCGGAACAAAUUCACCAAUAUAAUACAUCUUUAUGUAGGGAUUUCAAAGACACAAAAAUAAGUUUGAACUCCUGGAAAGACAUUGUGGAGGAAGCUCCCGAGUGGCACAGCAGUCUAAGGCACUGCAUCUCAGUGCAAGAGGCAUCACUACAGUCCCUGUUUUCAAUCCAGGCUGUAUCACCUGGCCAUGAUUGGGAGUCCCAUAGGGCGGCACACAAUUUGUCCCGCGUCGCCGGGGUAGGCCGUCAUUGUAAAUGAGAAUUUGUUCUUAACUGACUUGCCUAGUUAAAUAAAGGUUCAAAAUAAAUAAUAAUAGGUAUACAAUUGAAGUUGGGAGUUUACGUACACUGAGGUUGGAGUCAUUAAAACUCAUUUUUCAACCACUCCACAAAUGUCUUGUUAACAUUUACAUUUAAGUCAUUUAGCAGACGCUCUUAUCCAGAGCGACUUACAAAUUGGUGCAUUCACCUUAUGACAUCCACAAACUUUAGUUUUGGCAAGUCGGUUAGGACAUCUACUUUGUGCAUGACACAAGUCAUUUUUCCAACAUUUGUUUACAGACUGAUUAUUUCACUUAUAAUUCACUGUAUCACAAUUCCAGUGGGUCAGAAUUUUACAUACACAAAGUUGACGGUGCUUUUAAACAGCUUGGAAAAUUCCAGAAAAUUAUGUCAUAGCUUUAGAAGCUUCGGAUAGGCUAAUUGUCAUCAUUUGAGUCAAUUGGAGGUGUACCUGUGGAUGUAUUUCCACGGGGGUGGCAGCAUGAUGUUGUGAUGGUGCUUUGCUGCAGGAGGGACUGGUGCACUUCACAAAAUAGAUAGCAUCAUGAGGAAGGAGAAUUAUGUGGAUAUAUUGAAGCAACAUCUCAAGACAUCAGUCAGGAAGUUAAAGCUUGGUCGCAAAUGGGUCUUCCAAAUGGACAAUGACGCCAAGCAUACUUCCAAAGUUGUGACAAAAUGGCUAAAGGACAACAAAGGCAAGGUAUUGGAGAGGCCAUCAAAAAGCCCUGACCUCAACCCUAUAGCAAAUUUGUGGGCAGAACUGAAAAAGCGUAUGCGAGCAAGUAGGCCUACAAACCUGACUCAGUUCCACCAGCUGCCAAGAGGAAUGGGCCAAAAUUCACCCAACACAUUGUGGGAAGCUUUUGGAAGGCUACCCAAAACGUUUGACCUAAGUUAAACAAUCCUACCAAAUACUAAUUGAUUGUAUGUAAACUUCUGACCCACUGUGAAUGUGAUGAAAGAAAUCAAAUCUGAAAGAAAUCAUUCUCUCUACUAUUAUUCUGACAUUUCACAUUCUUAAAAUAAAGUGGUGAUCAUAACUGACCUAAAACAGGAUUAAAUGUCAGGAAUUGUGAAACACUGAGUUUAAAUGUAUUUGGCUAAGGUGUAUGUAAACUUCCGACUUCAACUGUAGAUGCAGUAAAGAGGUUAAUGGAAUGCAGACCAUGGGGGAUAGAAGGGCAAUGGUUUGGAGCACAUUCAACAAAUCUGAUCUAAGUGAAUAUUUGUCAAAUCCGCCAUGAUUGAUGUAUUGUAACAUGUAUUGUAGCACACAGAAAUUGGUGGUGUAGUCAAAGUCGUUUUAAACUGUAAUGCAGUUGAUUGAUGACAUGAACAUGUAUUGGGGUUGACCUCCAUACCAACACAUAGUGUGAAAUACACAUAAACAACAGCCUAAAUGUAGGUUGAUUUUGCUGGGGGGCAGUGAGGAGAUUCGGGAUAGAGAUGCUGGUGGGAAAACGGUGCAUCCUUUUCAUGCUAUUUUGGCUGAGCUAUGUCAAGCAGCGGGAAACGGACUCCAACAACUCAGAAGAGCCUUAAACCUAUGCCAGAACCGUGAAAUCUGAUGUACCAAAAUGCCUCAUAAACUCCUCAUGUUACUCCUGGGAAGUUACCAGUGGCUGGCCAGUUACUGGCCCGUCCUUUUGCCGAGGGGAAUCCGCCUGUACACAUUUGAACAGAUCCCGUUAUUCAUGAAAGAAAACCCAUACAUUACAGAUGGAUACAGAGCCCGUUUACAAUCCAAACUUUGUUUAAAAAGCAUCUUUGUGCUGUCCAAUGAAACAGUCAACAUAUGGACUCAUCUGUUGGGCUUCCUCCUGUUCUUCCUACUGGGGGUGAAUGACAUGUCUACAGUCCUGCCGGCUUCAGGUGCCAACAGAGAAGACUAUGUCAUCUACUGCAUAGCACUCUUCUGCUUUCAGGUGUGUAUGCUGUGUUCUGCAGGGUAUCACAUGUUCUCCUGCCACCUCUCAGAGAAGACGUGUCACCGCUGGUUGGCGCUGGACUAUGCUGGAAUCUCUGUGGGAAUCCUGGGCUGUUACAUUCCAGGGGUCUUCUAUGCCUUCUACUGCAUCACUUUCUGGAGACAGGUGUACCUGGUGACUGCUCUAGCGUUGAUAUUGGCCGUGUUCUUAGCUCAGAUCCACCCUCACUACCACUCUAAGGAGUGGCGACACCAGCGUACUGCCAUCUUCUGCUCUGUGGCUGGCUACGGGAUCAUCCCCGCUGGCCACUGGGUCUGGCUCAAUGAAGGCCUCGGCUCAGCUGUCGUCCAGUUGUUCCUCCCUCGUGUGAUUGUGAUGUAUUUGAUAGCUGGAGCUGCGUUCCUCUUUUACAUCUCUAAAAUCCCAGAACGCUGCUUCCCAGGUCAACUGAACUAUCUGGGUGCCAGCCACCAGGUGUGGCAUGUCCUUGUGGUGUUUUUGCUCUACUGGUGGCACCAGACUGCAGUAUAUAUAAUGAAAUUCAGGCACAGCCAGCCAUGCCCUCCUUUCUACACCCAGCCUGGUCUCAUGGACUAGACGUAACAUAGUAAAAGUAAAUCCGGGACACUCAAAUUAGUAUGAUAUGUUACGUUUGGUAUGGAUGGUUGGUCGAGGUGGAUGGGUGGGUGAAUGCCUAGCUAUCCAAAAGGUUGUGUGUUCAAAUCUCGUCACGGACAACCUUAGCAAAUGUUCAACUACUUGAACUUUUUAGCUACUUUGAAACUACUUAGCAUGUUAGCUAACCCUUCCCCUAACUCUUUUAGCCAGCCCUUCCCCUAACUUUAACCCUUUAACCUAACUCCGAACCUUAACCCGUAGCCCUAAACUAGCUAACAUUAGCCCGCUAGCUAACGUUGGGGACAACUAAUUGGUAUUCGUAACAUAUCAUACGUAUUACAAAUUCGGAACAUAUUGUACAUUUACAGAUUCAUAACAAAUUGUACAUUUAGCUAAUUCUUAACAUAUCAUCCAAAUUGUAAUUCAUAACUUAUCAUAUUAAAUGGAUGAUGACAUCCACAAAUUAAUACAUACAAUACAUAUUAACAUAUCAUACUAAAUGAAGUGUCUCAGAAUUACAUACAGAAUAAUACAAAAUGCUGAGAGACCAGAUUGCUACACAAGCAGUGACGAGAGCCUCAAGCUGGCCCAGCCACCGACUGAGCAACAACCUGUACUGUAGCCACUCGAUGCAAUUAAACCAGACUACAGACCUCUAGAAUUCUAUCAUACAGAUUCCCAGUCAAGCAGACAAGAGAGUAGCCUCCCUACCAGAACAACUAUAACCAUACCGUUAGACCAAGCAGAUGUCUGUGGAAAGAGCGAACAAGUAAAAGAGUGGAACCAUCUCUCUGGUUUUAAGGAUUGCGAUUGGUGGUAUGCAAUCGUAUCUGCUUUCUGCUGAGACUUCUGUAAGGCCAGGUUAUAAGAGAUGGAAAGACAUGUCAGUCAUAGCCUGGUCGCAGAUCUGGGAAGCAAGAUGGCACGAACAGACCUGGGACCAGUCUUGGCGAAGUCACUAGGACACACAGUACAGCUUCAACUGAACAUAUUCUGUUAUUCUCCGAUUAUCUUUUCGUAUUCAAGAUUGUUUUUUUUUAACCUGAUUUGUAUCUAUUCAUUUGCAUGUAAGCUACUGUUUGAAUGUUACAUGCUGUGAAAUGGUACUUCUUGAAAUGCUUUCUUGAGCACAUCGGACUUAACAAGGGUUAUGUGCAAUCUAGAAUAUAUAUCCUUUGGAAACCGAACAUAGAGCCUAUUUUCAGUUGUUUUUGCCUGCAUAGUUAUCUUACUGUAUUUCAUUAAUGGUGGGGCUGAGUAGUUAUCUUACUGUAUUUCAUUAACGGUGGGGCUGAGUAGUUAUCUUACUGUAUUUCAUUAACGGUGGGGCUGAGUAGUUAUCUUACUGUAUUUCAUUAAGGGUGGGUUACUUUUAGUAUUAGUGGUCAACUGAACCCCUUCCUCUCACAAUCCACUUGAAUCUAAGGGCUGAUUCAGGAUUUGUUUAGAGAGUUGGUUACAUUUUAAACAUAAACCCAAUUAAAUAGAUUGGGAGUAAAUGACCCUUGCUUUAAUUAGUUUGUGAAUAGACUAUUUAUGAAUCCGUCCCUCUAUUCACUUACUAUAUAACCUAACGUAGCGAAGUAAAAGAAACACCUGAGUAGAAUACCCCACAUUCUGGUCCUGAUGAUAUUUAUUUUUAAAAAUAACUUGUGGGAGGUUCUCUUCUGCACUAUUCAACCAAUCCAGUAAAUGUGAAGGAGGAGUUAAGAUGGAGCGGCGCCUUUUUAAGCGUCCAAAAGCUGAAGUCGCGUCACAGGCUCUUCCAUUUCCACUGAAAACCGGUUGCACCCAGUGUUUGCCACCCCGCUCAUGGUGCUCACUAUAUAGUACAUGGGUGUGUGAACAACUGCAUAAGAACAAAUACUUUAGAGGCCAGUAUUAUCUAUUGUAUGACUAAUACUGUUCAAUAUUACAAUCACAUUACUGACAGGUCUAUCUAUGCACAAUAUGGUGUCCUGUAGAUCACAGGUGGCUGGUGGCACCUUAAUUGGGGGGGGUCGAGUUUAUAGUAAUUGGCUGGAAUUGAUUUGAUGGAAUGACAUAGAAGUGUUUUAAUACCAUUGUUAUGAGCCGUCCUCCCCUCACAAGCCUCCUGUAUUGUAGAUCUCCUACUGUGUAGCUAAUACCCAUAGAGGUCAUUCGACCGUGUCAGAUAAUGAUGCUCAGAACAUAUCACAGCCGUUAAAGGCCCACUGUGACAUUCACAGCCUAUAUUGACUGUUCGUUAGCCUUGUUUGUAAAUGAGCUUUUGUUUCAAGUAUGCCUUUAAUUAUUUCACUGUAUUUUACCUGGUUGCUAUAAUGUCGGUCUUUGGUUGUCCAACAUUUGUUUUUCCAUUCAUUUAGGCAUUAUUGAUGGACUUACUUUUGAAUGCUGGAAUGCACUGACUAAAGGGACACAUUAUUUUAAUCUGUAAUAUGACAUGUCUCGAGUAUUAUAAAUGAAUAAAGAAUGCCUAAAAGGAU